ACUGCUUGUAGUGGAACACAAAGAAACCGCAGAGACUUCCACAUCCUUCAGUGAGAAGAAAGAAACCAGCAGAGCAAGAUUAAUACUGGCUUGUUUCUGGUGGCCUGUUUGUACAAAGGCUGCCUUCGGGGGUGGGGGGGGUGGAGGGCAGAAGCGAAGGAAGUGUCCCCGAUAUUUAAUGAGCUGUGAAAUGAAGCACGGCUGCUUCUCCUGCUAACCUUCAGAUUCCAAGGUUCAUCUGCUCUUCAUUGUGCGUAAUAUACAUGUUUCUGCACCGUGCAUUUAGAAGAUCCCAGAAAGGAAUUCAAAACGGCUGCGGGGGAAAGGCCACCAAACAUGCCUACAGAAACACUACAGACAGGUAGCAUGGUUAAACCUGUCAGUCCUGCCAUCACUUUCACUUCAGCUGUUCCUCUCCGCAUUUUAAACAAAGGACCUGAUUAUUUCCGCAGGCAAAUGGAGCCUAAUCCAAAAAGACUUAGUGCUGUGGAGAGGCUGGAAGCUGACAAGGCAAAAUACGUGAAAAGCCAAGAGGUCAUCAACGCCAAACAAGAACCUGUGAAGCCGGCAGUGCUUCCAAAGCCGCCGGUGUGCCCUGCAGCUAAGCGAGCCUUGGGCAGCCCUACCUUGAAAGUGUUCAGCAACAAUGCAAAGACUGAGAGUGGGGUCCAGAGGGAGAACCUGAAGUUGGAGAUUUUGAAGAACAUCAUAAACAGUUCAGAGGGUUCCAGUUCAGGUUCAGGUCACAAACACAGUUCGCGAAAUUGGCCUCCCCACAAAUCUGAUACAGGAGACCUAAAUCGUCACUCAUUUGCAGAAUCCCUAAAGGUUUAUCCCACCCAAGGUUCUUGCAGUCCUCAAGAAAGCAGCUCCAGUGUGAGUAGAAGGCUACUGGAACAGUCAGCAGAGUCAUUCUUGCACGUUUCGCAUAGUUCCUCAGACAUUAGAAAAGUAUCCAGUGGUAAACCUUUAAAAGCAAUACCAUGCAGUAGUUCAGCUCCGCCUCUGCCUCCAAAACCCAAAAUUGCAACCAUCACCACGUUGAAAUCACCAGAGAUGGACUCAGUGGAAUCCACUUGUGGAGUAAGCAGACGACCUUCCCUCCAACGAUCGAAGUCAGACUUAAGUGAUAGAUACUUUCGAGUUGAUGCGGACGUUGAAAGGUUCUUUAACUACUGUGGACUUGAUCCUGAAGAGCUUGAAAAUCUUGGAAUGGAAAAUUUUGCAAGGGCUAACUCUGACAUUAUCUCUCUCAACUUUCGCAGUGCAAGUAUGAUCAGUUCAGACUGUGAACAGUCUCAGGACAGCAACAGUGACCUUAGAAAUGAUGACAGUGCCAAUGACCGUGUGCCAUAUGGUAUUUCUGCAAUAGAAAGAAAUGCCAGAAUCAUCAAGUGGUUAUACAGCAUCAAACAAGCUAGGGAGUCACAGAAAGUGUCCCAUGUGUGAGUGGGUCUUGGGGAGGGGAGGGGGGCAAAGACUAAUUUGUGUAUAUUCAGUUGUGAAUGGUUGUGAAGUCUACUUGAAGUCUUAAUACACUUCUCAGAUCUCUUUUUAUGUUCCUUGUUGUGCAAUGUUUUCAAGUUGCAUGCCUGUCAACAUGUGAACUGACCUGGCUUCUACUUGAAUAAUAACUAGCUACAGAGCCUGGCUGAGCAUACACACAUUAUCUGCCAAAAGUUUAAGACCAGAAUCUAAAUAGGGCUUUUGCUUUUGAAUACUGUUUACAUUA
Molecule: messenger RNA, 1732 nt
Organism: Candoia aspera
Lineage: Eukaryota; Metazoa; Chordata; Lepidosauria; Squamata; Candoiidae
Gene: FAM110B
Product: family with sequence similarity 110 member B
Exons: 1
Coding region: 337-1449 (370 amino acids)
Source: RefSeq, a predicted model, not a curated record